Messenger RNA from Symbiodinium sp. CCMP2456, 792 nucleotides. The record is from the annotation of a GenBank genome assembly. NCBI's taxonomy places the organism in Eukaryota, Dinophyceae, Suessiales, Symbiodiniaceae.
AUGCUAAGCCCUUCCCCGAAACCCCAGGAGACAGAGCUGUCUCUCAGCCAAGCCGCCUCUAUCUUCGACGCCUGUGUUGCAGCGGCUGAAGCCAGGGAUAUGCCAGCCGGCCGGUUGAGGCUGGUUGUUCGAGGUCAGGACCAACCUCUCCCUAUCUGCCGGGAGAGGAAGCUCUGUGACGUCACAGGCGGUGAAACGGAUCUCCUGGGCGUGAUCUCCAGACACUACGUCUUGGGACCAGGAACUGACAACUGCGAAAGCGGCCAGUUUGAGCACUAUCCACUCUCCGCCUAUGCGUCUGAGUCUGUGGAUGCUGAGGGGAUCGAAAUGGAGCUCUGCGAGGGCCAGCGCGUAAAAGGCUCCAGUGGGAGAUCACCAAAAGGAGUUCUCUUCGGCGGACUUGGCUACCCGAGCCUGGAGGGUGGCCGACUUCUCAUGCGGGUUCUCAUCCACGAUACCAGAUACGCCUUCGGAAUAGGAAUUGGCUCCGCGGACGCCAUUGUGACGAAAGAUCCGGAGCAUGAUCUUCACUUCUUGGGCCUCUACCACGGUGGUCACAGCACAAACGUCUGCGCCUAUGCAAAAAGAACUCACUCAUGCGGCGGUACCCGUGAUUGGCGGGCCUCAACGAAGCUGGCUGUGCUUCUGGACUUUGAGAAUAGCACCAUGCAGUGCUACCAAGGUCUGCAGCCCUUUGGCAAAGAGGUUACGAUCAAGCGCGAUAAAUACUGGCCUAUGGUGGUCUUGUGGACUGAAGAUGAUGACGUUAGCAUUGCUGUAGACUACUUGUAA